This is a messenger RNA of Aspergillus homomorphus CBS 101889, 783 nucleotides long. RefSeq lists its product as uncharacterized. Lineage: Eukaryota; Fungi; Ascomycota; Eurotiomycetes; Eurotiales; Aspergillaceae. The transcript has 3 exons. The record is from RefSeq and is a predicted model, not a curated record. The coding region runs from base 1 to 783 and encodes 260 amino acids.
AUGUUCUCGUACGUCGGAGCACCGAAAUCAUAUCUGCUCGGCUUCGAGCCAAUGGAUAGGUAUCAUACUCGUGCUCUCGACCGUCCUUGUAUUGGGUUUGCAAUCUUAUGGUCGAAGACCCCAACCCAACCACUUACCUUCGCCUCGACUGGAGAUCCCGCUAAAAUCCGCGACACUAACAAUCCUGGAGACGCAGCUGCAUCCACGCACAAGCCCGUCGCGAGCGGGUUACGCUCAGCCAUCCAGCAUCUACGCGCCAGUGGUGGAGGCGGAUUCAGUUUCAUCGGUGGAAUGCUCCUGGCCACCCGGCCGGUAGGCUGGGUCCGACUUGUGAUCGCCGACAACUCCCCUCGGAGCCCUUAUCGGCGAAUGCUCGGCUUCAAACACUGGCCUCGCAUCGCCCAUGCAGCUGCGUUGAACAGUGCUGUCAUAUGUAUGGUGUUCUAUCUGCAUCAUAUUGCCGUCAGGCUCGCUGGUUUGGUCGUUAUGAGCGCGUUUACUGUCAGGCAUGCAUCUGCAGUGCUUCUGAGGCUUCUCGUGUUCUUCGAUAGCGUUCUGUCGCUUGUAUUGUUCGCGGUGGUCUCCCUGCCUGCGAGGGCGAUUUUUGCCCGCAUCGCCGCCUCGAUGCUGCCCGAGGAUAAUCCAAUCGUGCCUUUCGAGCGCCUGUUUGGCGGCAAGUUGCAGCCCGAGAUUGGGGAGAGCAGCAGCGGAUUUGGGGACGGCACGCUUAGAAUCAGGGAUGCCUGGGCCACGUUCAACGGUAUGCUCGCAUUCGCUACUUGA